AUGGCUGGAGAGAUCGCAUGGAUCAGCCACUAUGAUGAUGACUACUUGCAAAAGGAGACCGAGGACUUUGAUUUGGAUCUUGUUGAGGAAAUAGAUAAAGAAGUGAAUGCUGUUUCUGUGGAUGUAAUUCUGCCUGAUGAUUUAUUGGAGCGUAUCUUGUCCUAUCUUCCUCUUGCAAGCAUUUUCCGUGCAAGCUGUGUGUGCAAAAGAUGGAAUGCGACUGCGGAAAGGUUUUUAUGGAACCCUUCCUAUUUGCUACCGCAGAAACCUUGGUAUUUUAUGUUCACGAGCUCUGAUGAACCAACCGGUCAUGCUUAUGAUCCCAACCUUCGGAAAUGCAGAACAAAAUUAUUCGUGUGCAACCCUAUUACUAAAGGUUGCAGGAAGCUUCUAAGGCCUCCAGGGAUGAGCUCUGAUUACGGCGCAUUAGCAAUUUCGGUUGACAAGGAAUCACAUGGUUAUAUUGUUGCAGUUGUGAAAUCAAAGCAAGUCCCUGAAAACGUUUUUCAGUGGGAUAUCUCCAUUCAUAUAUACAAUUCAAAGGAGGAGGCAUGGGCGACGCCACUAACCGAGGUUUUGACGGGGUGGAGAGGUGGUGAUGAGAGUGUGAUGUGCAACGGUAUGCUGUACUUUGUAGUUUACUAUACUGGCGGUGUUCUGCCUGAAAACCGUCAUGCAUUAGUUGCAUAUAAUAUCUCCAGCCGAUCUUCUCAAGCUAGCUUGGGCUUUAUUCCUAUACCGUGUUCUCUGACUCUGACGUGUGCUCGUUUAAUGAACAUGAAGGAGAAGCUUGUAAUGGUCGGAGGCAUUGGCAAACAUGAUCGACCAGACAUAAUCAAAGGAAUUGGUAUUUGGGUUCUUCAUGAUAGAAAGUGGGAAGAGAUUGUCCGAAUGCCUAACAAAUACUUCCAAGGCUUUGGAGAGUUUGACGAUGUUUUUGCUAGCAGUGGCGUCGAUGAUCUAAUAUACAUUCAAAGUUAUGGAUCUCCUGCACUUCUCACAUUUGACAUGAACAUUAAACAAUGGAAAUGGUCACAGAAAUGCCCCGUUACAAAGAGGUUCCCGCUACAGCUUUUCACUGGUUUCUGCUUCGAGCCGAGGCUUGAAAUAUCUCCGUAG
Molecule: messenger RNA, 1119 nt
Organism: Vicia faba (fava bean)
Lineage: Eukaryota; Viridiplantae; Streptophyta; Magnoliopsida; Fabales; Fabaceae
Source: the annotation of a GenBank genome assembly